This is a messenger RNA of Purpureocillium lilacinum, 852 nucleotides long. The record is from RefSeq and is a predicted model, not a curated record. Lineage: Eukaryota; Fungi; Ascomycota; Sordariomycetes; Hypocreales; Ophiocordycipitaceae.
AUGGCGGCAGAAGGGGAGGAAGAGUUUAAGGGUCAGAAUCGCCUGCUCUAUUGCCGCCAUUGUCCCCAGAACGACCCGUAUAGCACCUCAGUUACCACCAACUUUCGCAAGCAUCUUGACGGUAAGCAUGGCAUCCGGGUAGUGGAAGAUUUGACACCGCUUCAAUCGUCCAUCUUCGAGGGAUUUGAGCAACUCUACCAGCAAGCACGGGACUUGGGCCGCACAACGGAAAUUGAGUCAGAGGUCUUCAAACGCUACCUCGACCAAGACAAAAUCAGCAAAGCGUUAGCUUGGAUGAUCGUCGCGCGGAACCUUCCCUACAGAAUCGUCGAAUGCCCUGAAUUUCACCACUUUGUUUCUACCUUGAACCCAGUCGCCAAGGACCAGCUUCCUUCCGCUCAUUCGACGGUUCCAAGGAUCAUCGACAACCACUUCCAGUGGGCCAAGGACAUCGUUUCGUACAAAUCGGACUCUGAAUUGUCCUCCAGGAUCCAGAGAGGAUGGGAGGUCUUCGACAAAUACUACAGCAAGACAGAAACGUCGCCCUAUUAUGCGGCCGCUCUAAUCCUUUAUCCUAGUUAUCGUACAACAUACAUCCAGGCAAACUGGAAGAAGAAAUGGCAGAGACCUGCAUUCAAGCAGGUCAAAGACCUUUGGCUCGCUCACCGAGAUGCCAUGGACGACUCCCUCUCGGCUCAUGUUCUGGACGACGAAGAAGACGAGGACCUUGACGCGUUCGAUCGCAUUUCAAGGAACCUGCAGAAUUGCACCCGACCGUCAAGCCAGGACGAGUACGAAGAUUACAUAUCGUGUGACCCGUACGAUAUCACGCCUGCAACAGCCUUGUCAUGA